CUCAUAAUGCAUUGUUUUGCAGUCUACUGAAUCUUGUUUUUGUUUAUUGAUGCUUUUGAAUCUGAUCUUUGUGCUUAUAUCUUGUUUGGAAAAUAAGGAUCUUGGUGCAGACAACGGUUUGAUUGGUCAAUUUGGUGUUGGGUUCUAUUCUGCUUUUCUUGUUGCUGACAAGCAGGUGCAGUUUUGGUUUCACACUUUUUUUAGUCUUAUGCCUUGUAAAAACUAUCUGCUCAUGGUUGAGCUUCUAGUCUAGAUGACUGUCUUGAGCAGUAGCUCUUAUGUGAUUAGGGUAGAAACUGAUCCAGAAAAUAUCAUUAGCCGUGGGACGCAGAUCAAACUAUAUUUAAGGCCUGAUGACAAGUAUGAGUUCUCAGAGCCUGCCCGGAUCCAGAGUUUGUUUGCAGGGGUUGAUGUUAAACAGGGAAGGGUAUGCUUCUAUAGGAGGUGGUUCACCCUUGUGUAAGAUGACAGAUGAGCAGGCAAAUGCACUGAAAAUGGCUUUGGAAUCAAAGGACAUGCCGGUGAAUGUCUAUGUGGGAAUGCGGUACUGGUUCCCGUUCACUGAGGAAGCAGUUCAUCAAUUUGCAUUUUGCAGCUUCGGGACUCAACAAAUACAUGUAACCCUUUAUAUGACUGCAAUUGCUUCCCAGUCCACUUUGGUGCAAAAACCUAUUGUCAAGGUCUUACCAGAAAAUGGCCUGGAGGUUAGGUUAUCAGGGUCAGAAGUAACAGGGAGCCCUCCUACAACUGUCACCCACAAUGUUGAAUAUUGAUUGGAGAUGUAGGGUUAUUCUUUACUGCAGUGCGUACUGAUAUCCAAUUUAUGCUACUGAUGGAAAUGUACUUUGGAAAUGUACUU
This is a messenger RNA of Rosa chinensis, 859 nucleotides long. Its product is annotated as ferrochelatase-1, chloroplastic/mitochondrial. The record is from RefSeq and is a predicted model, not a curated record. Gene Ontology annotation, biological process: protein stabilization; heme biosynthetic process; cellular response to heat. NCBI's taxonomy places the organism in Eukaryota, Viridiplantae, Streptophyta, Magnoliopsida, Rosales, Rosaceae. Gene Ontology annotation, cellular component: cytosol; perinuclear region of cytoplasm; protein-containing complex. Gene Ontology annotation, molecular function: ATP-dependent protein folding chaperone; protoporphyrin ferrochelatase activity; ATP hydrolysis activity. The transcript is spliced from 6 exons. Bases 354 to 773 code for a protein of 139 amino acids.